This is a messenger RNA of Leptopilina heterotoma, 344 nucleotides long. RefSeq lists its product as uncharacterized. Gene Ontology annotation, biological process: sensory perception of smell. Gene Ontology annotation, molecular function: olfactory receptor activity; odorant binding. NCBI's taxonomy places the organism in Eukaryota, Metazoa, Arthropoda, Insecta, Hymenoptera, Figitidae. Gene Ontology annotation, cellular component: membrane. The transcript is spliced from 3 exons. Bases 81 to 344 code for a protein of 87 amino acids. The record is from RefSeq and is a predicted model, not a curated record.
AAUAAAAUCAGUUAAUUUAAUUUUUCUCAAAAAUUGUUUAACUUCUUUUUCAGUACAUAAGUCAUCCAAAUCGUCUUUCAAUGUUACCAGCAAUUAUAUUUAUACUAAUAUUCUUUCUGUUCCAAGCAGGAAGUUUUUACAUUUAUUGUCAUUGUGCAGAAAUGUUGCAAGUAGAAAGUUAUGCAUUCGCCGACACGGCUUACGAAACUGAAUGGUUUAAUUUGCCUUCGAAGGAAGCAAAAUGUCUUCUGCUAUUAAUGCAGAGUGGUCAUAAACCAGUUGAAAUCACAGCCGGAAAAUUUUGUAUUCUUAAUUUUAUGAUGUUUGGAAGUUGUAUUCACUAA